UCUUCAUUCUUACUCAUUCUCCCCUCACACUCUAUCACUUAGCAACCAACCAUAUUCCUUUUGAUCUUUUUCAUCUUUUAAUGUGACUGAACACUCUCACCAUGUGAUGUUCACUCACUACUCAUUUGAUGACUCUACAUUCUCCAACUUAUUACUUUACAUAGCCAAAAAACAAAGACACACACACUAGAUACUGUAUUUUCUAUCUUUUUGUCUGAACUCCAGAUGAACUGUUUUACUAGGAUCACAUUCUGCUUCUGAGGCUAUGUCCCAUGUUUCAUGCUGUUAAUAAAUUGUGCUAGCUUGAACCUUGAACUUUUCGUGAGGCGCUCUGUAUGUACACCAACAUCCUCAACUGAAGUAAAGACAAAGAUACUAGAGAGUUCAGCACAAGUUCUUCCAUGCAACAAGUCUGAAAUGAUUCAAAAUCAGGUAACGAAACCUGUUGCCGUGCCUAAAACAACAUCUUUGAGGGACAUUUUGAAUCAAGUAGAUCAUGACAUUGGAAUAGAAGAUGAGAAGGUACAAAAUUUGGAAGAGGAUGAUGAUGACGACGACGGUGAUGCUUUUUCGGAUGCGGUAGAAACACUGUCUUCAACAGAAUCAAUAUGUGUAAGUGGUUUGGAUAAUUUGGAUGCAAACAAGUGUAGAACAUCUUCUAGUGAUGAUAAACAAGCUCAAGACUUCAUGAUGAACCGCUUUUUACCGGCAGCAAAGGCGAUGACAUUGCAACCUCAUCAACAUGCUCCAAGAAAACAAUCUGUUUUGUUGGAACAGCCUAGUACCAAAUUGGUUAGUGAAGAAAAGAAACUCUCUGUUAAUAAAAUGCUAAUCACCGACAUUAUACCAUACUCUGGUCAAUAUGAAGAGGACGAAUCAGAAUCAGAAGAAGAAAAAAGUGACCAUGAAACUGAUGAUUAUGCAAAUAUAUCAGCUAAGGGUUGUGGAUUAUUUCCUAGUUCAUGCAUUAAGAAUUCAUUGUGCUUAUUGAAUCCAAUGUCCGAGACAAAAACAGACAGCCAGAUUCCCUUGUGGUCUUCCUAUGAGAUUGAAAAACCUAACAAAAGUUCUCACUUUAGCUCUUCUAGAUCAGGUCCAACCAUAAAGAAGGCUUGGGAUGCUAUUCAUAAAAGCAAAUCAAGCUCUGGAGCUAGUGAAUCAAAGAGGUAUAAUACUUACUCAGGUGAACCGAAUCAGAUAAGUAGACUCGCUUCAUUUCGUCGGUCAGGAGCUGCUGGCGUAUCUUCUUUUGAAAGUAAUUCGCAAUCUAUGGCUGAGAAUAAUCAAUCUAAAAGAUGGAAAAUCCCUAGCCAAGGACAUGGAAGUUUUCAAGAGGUGCAAUCACAUGGAUCCAGAAGAAGUUCAAAUUCAAGGAUUAAGGCUAGAAGAUUAAUAACUGAUCAAGAAAAUAACCAAGAAUCCAUGUCCUUACAACUUGUGCAAAGUUCACUUGACAAAGAUACAGAGAUCAACAACAAGCAAAUUGUUGUAGUUGAUGAUUCAGAAAAAACUGAUCCUAAAUGUCUUAUGCACCUUCUUUCUCCGCCAUUGCCAAAGUCACCUUCUGAGUCGUGGCUUUGUCGCGCCUUACCCUUAGUUUCUUUCAAGAAUUCACUCGCGUACUCGAGUCGUGGAACACAACAAUCACAUACUGCUAAAAUGACAGGUUACAGUAGAGCAUCCAGCUUUAGCAAGUGGGAAACAAUAGUGAAAACUUCAAAUCUGCAUCAUGAUCAUGAAUGCUGUUCCCAGGAACUAACCAUAUAUAAGUCUCAACAUUCAAAAUCUUAGAGAUGGAAGUUCCUCCUAAUGGUUUUUGGCAUGACAACAGAAGAAUACAUAUCUUAAUUGGUGAUCAAUAAAAAUAAACAAAGUUUCUUUUGGAUGGAUUCAAGAUUUCAUAAGCUGUCCCCAGAAGUACAUAUAUACUAAUGUUGAGUGCUGCUAUUCUUGCUUCAAUGAUCUUAUUUGAUUCUUAUAUCCAUUGUACACAUUAAAUAAGAAAAUUCUUUUUCUCA
Vicia villosa (hairy vetch) is the source of this 2018-nucleotide messenger RNA. RefSeq lists its product as uncharacterized. The record is from RefSeq and is a predicted model, not a curated record. Lineage: Eukaryota; Viridiplantae; Streptophyta; Magnoliopsida; Fabales; Fabaceae. The coding region runs from base 280 to 1791 and encodes 503 amino acids. The transcript is spliced from 4 exons.